Molecule: messenger RNA, 1908 nt
Organism: Tupaia belangeri chinensis (Chinese tree shrew)
Lineage: Eukaryota; Metazoa; Chordata; Mammalia; Scandentia; Tupaiidae
Gene: APBB3
Product: amyloid beta precursor protein binding family B member 3
Exons: 13
Coding region: 132-1592 (486 amino acids)
Biological process (GO): regulation of DNA-templated transcription
Cellular component (GO): cytoplasm; nucleus
Molecular function (GO): amyloid-beta binding; transcription factor binding
Source: RefSeq, a predicted model, not a curated record
GUGUUUGUGCGGCACCUGCUGGCGGGGUCUUCUCCGGCGCAGAGGCCGGGCUUGUAGGCACAGCAGAUCCGGAGGUCGCACUUUACAGAGAGUGCGGGCUGGCAGAGGCCGGCGGGAACGCGGCUGGGGCUAUGCUGGGCAAGGAUUAUAUGCUGGCCAUCAUUCUGGUCAACUGCGAUGAUGAUUUGUGGGGGGACCAGAGUCUGGAGGGGGAGCCAGGCCUACCCCCAGGAUGGCGGAAGAUCCGAGAUGCUGCAGGUACUUACUAUUGGCAUGUACCCAGCGGUAGUACCCAGUGGCAGCGCCCAACCUGGGAGCUAGGAGAUGCAGAGGACCCAGGCACGGGGACAGAGGGGAUUUGGGGAUUGCGGCCUCCCAAGGGGAGAUCCUUCUCCAGCCUGGAGAGCUCACUGGACCAGAGUAACUCUCUGUCCUGGUAUGGUGAGGAAUCCUACAUCCAGAGCAUGGAGCCAGGGGCUAAGUGCUUUGCAGUCCGCUCUCUGGGUUGGGUAGAGGUACCCGAAGAGGAUCUGGCACCGGGGAAGAGCAGCAUUGCAGUCAAUAACUGCAUUCAGCAGUUGGCCCAGUCUCGCAGUGGGAGUCAGCCCCCUGAUGGUGCCUGGGGUGAGGGCCAGAACAUGCUGAUGAUUCUGAAAAAGGAUGCCAUGAGCCUGGUGAAUCCCCUGGACCACAGUCUGAUCCAUUGCCAGCCUCUGGUGCACAUUCGUGUAUGGGGUGUGGGCAGCUCCAAGGGCCGUGACAGGGACUUCGCUUUUGUGGCGGGUGACAAAGACAGCUGUAUGCUCAAGUGCCACGUCUUUCGCUGCAAUGUCCCUGCCAAGGCCAUUGCCAGUGCCCUACAUGGGCUCUGUGCCCAGAUCUUGUCAGAGCGAGUAGGGGUCAAUGGUGAUGCUUCUUGCUGCUCUCCAGACCCUAUCUCUCCUGAAGACCUUCCACGGCAAGUGGAGCUGCUGGAUGCAGUGAGCCAGGCUGCUCAGAAGUAUGAGGCACUGUACAUGGGGACCCUGCCAGUCACCAAAGCCAUGGGCAUGGAUGUGCUGAACGAAGCCAUUGGUACUCUUACUGCUCGGGGUGAUCGGAACGCCUGGGUCCCCACCAUGCUCAGUGUGUCUGACUCUCUCAUGACCGCACAUCCCAUUCAGGCACAGGCAAGUGCAGAGGAGGAGCCACUGUGGCAGUGCCCUGUGCGCCUUGUGACCUUUAUUGGUGUUGGCCGUGACCCACACACAUUUGGCCUCAUCGCUGACCUCGGCCGACAGAGCUUCCAGUGUGCGGCCUUCUGGUGCCAGCCCCAUGCAGGGGGACUGUCCGAAGCUGUGCAGGCUGCCUGUAUGGUUCAGUACCAGAAGUGUCUUGUGGCCUCUGCAGCUCGAGGCAAGGCCUGGGGUGCCCAGGCUCGUGCCCGCCUGCGGCUCAAGCGGACCAGCUCCAUGGAUUCCCCAGGAGGCCCCCUGCCUCUCCCCCUGCUCAAGGGAGGGGUUGGAGGUGCAGGGGCAGCCCCUCGAAAGCGAGGUGUCUUCUCUUUCCUUGAUGCCUUCCGGCUGAAACCCUCUCUCCUCCAUAUGUCCUAAAUUGAUCUGGGAGGACUGGGUAAGGAGGUUAUGGGUCCAUGCCCAACUCUACCCCUUCAUUCCCCAGGGGCCUGCAGCCUUUCGCCCCUUGGAGCCUUCUCUGCCUGCCCUGCUGAUCCUUGACCGCCCUUUGUUUAUUUCCUAAUAUAUUGUUUAUAUGGAUGACUGAGAGGCCCUUCACCCCAUCCUGGGCUCCUGGCUCCCCUUUCCCUGGGUCCUUGUGUUCCUUGCCCCUGUCCAGCCCUGGACAGUUGGCUCUACCUCAGCAACACUUUAUAACAAAAUCAGUGCAAAUAAAAAUCCCUCAGUGACCUCA